This is a messenger RNA of Camellia sinensis, 1854 nucleotides long. RefSeq lists its product as uncharacterized. The record is from RefSeq and is a predicted model, not a curated record. Lineage: Eukaryota; Viridiplantae; Streptophyta; Magnoliopsida; Ericales; Theaceae.
UUAUAGGGUUACUUCAUAGGGGGGGUCUCCAGAUAGGUGUUGUUUUUAUUUAUUGAUAGUAUAGUAUAAUACUAGUAAUCCAAAACUAUCGUAAUCCCUACCGUAUAAUACUUUUUGUUUGUUUGUCUCACCAUGGUUGAAGAGCUUGGAGGCUUCUCUGCUUCUUCUUCUUCUCAAGACUUUCACAACCCCGUAUACAACAACUCUGCUUCCAAGAGGAUGAAGAUUUUCUCGGAAUCCAAUCACCAGAAAGAAGAAACAAGUCCUCUUGGUUUGACAUUAAGAAAAACACCAUCUUUUGUCAACUUGGUAGAGAUGAAAUUAUCCCAAGCAAGGGGCUCAAGCUCUUCAAUUGACGGUUAUCGAGCAAAGAUGGAUGAUUCCCAACCCAUCGUUGAGAAGUUGAAGGCCUCAAACUUCCCUGCUUCAUUGCUUAAAAUUGGCACUUGGGAGAGGCUUUCUAAGCACGAAGGCGAUUUGAUAGCAAAAAGUUACUACGCGAAGAAGAAAAUUGUGUGGGAAGUUUUGGAAGGGCCUUUGAAGAGUAAGAUUGAAAUACAAUGGUCUGAAAUCGAGGCGAUUAGAGCUACCAUUCGUGAUAAUGAGCCGGGGAUUCUAGAAAUCGAGUUAAAACAACCGCCUCAGUUCUUCCGAGAGACUAAUCCGCAGCCACGAAAGCAUACGCUUUGGCAGCAGUCAUCGGACUUUACCGGAGGUCAAGCUCCCCUUUGCAGGAGGCAUUAUGUGAAAUUUCCUCCGGGAAUUCUUGAAAAACACUACGAAAAGCUUUUGCAAUGCGACCAUCGUCUGUUUGUGCUCAGCCAGAAACCUUUCCCGACGCUUGAAUCUCCUUACUUCUGCUCUAACAUCUUUGGGGCUACUGAUAUGUCUUUUGAUUUCCGUGCAUACCAAUCACCAGUUUCUCCGAGGCUGCCAUAUUCUUUCUCAUCUAUUCCUACAUCUUCUUUCGCUCCUCCUCGCCAUCCAGUUCACAACCUCAGAAUAACAAAACAACCUAUUCAUAUUGUGGACUCAAAUUCACCAAUGUCAGUUAUGGAUUUUCCGCGAACAGAUGAGAAUGUUAAUAAUUACAUGUUUGACAAGCAAACGGCAGCACAUUGGGAUCAAGAAAGGAAAAAUGUCGAAAAUAUUAAUGCGACUCAAGGGCUACGAUCCACUCUUACUUCGGCAGCACAAUCCAAUGUGGCCUUUUCAUGUCAAGGCUAUCGUAUACCAGCUUUUGGGGGAGUAGUGGGUAGGCCUAAUCCAAACACUGAGAUACUUUGUGACAUUGAAAACCACUUGCUAAGUGACUCCCUAGUUGUAUGCUCGGAUGAGAGAACAGUCCUCUCCAGGGUGAAGUCAAUGUGUUCAUUGCUUGAGCCAUCAGAGGAAGCAAUGAAUCCCGUACGCAAUGUUGGCACAAAUCACAACAUUGGUGUCAAUAAUUCGAUUUUGGGUACUACCGAGCAUUUCAAGACACACGGUGGCCUAGUCUACCCACAGCAGCCCAUCUGUUACUUGCCUCCGAAAGUUUCUUAUGAGAACCAAAUGAUGCAUCUUUCGAGGAACAACUAUCGACAUGCGCUCUCAGAUCCAAAGGUGGAUGAUUAUGAAGUGGUUGAUGCUGACUAUGAAGUCCGACGAUGGACAUGAUAUGGCAGUGAAGGUAAGGAAAAUAGGGGAUGUAACAGGCAUGUGUGUGUGUGUGUGUGUGUGUGUGGGGAAGUUAAUGUUUCUACACACUUGUUUGUUUCAUGACUUUUUCCUCUACUUUGUAGAUAGGUAAUGGAAAUGCUUUCCAUUUCCCUUUUCUAUAAAUGCAAAUCUUAGGGGAACAUAGUUUCCUGUUUC